AUGGUUGAAUACUACUUCACCGAGGAGAACGUCACCACGUCUGAUUUUGCUGAAAAGAGUAAAAUGGUUCUAGAAUCUUUUCUGUCCAGAAUUGGUGAUAUAGCUAUCAAAUUUAAAUCACCACUAACUGUUUACUUACAUAACCUCAGUAGAUUCGAUGGGCUUUUAUUGCUAGACUACAUGAGAAAAAGUUGGGGAAAGAGGGGUAAUGUUAAAAUGAUGGAUAGAAACCACCAUAUCUACGAGAUAAAAGUCCGCGCGUCGGGGAGGCGGGUUUUAUUCCGCUUCAAAGACUCAAUGCUGAUGCUCAAGGGUUCGCUUGAUUCACUUUCAAAGAAUCUAUGCCCCGAACUUGGGUAUAAGGGUUCUAUUGAUUCUUUGAAAGUGAAUCAAGACACUCUCAGCAAUAUGAAGGAGGACUUGCGAAAAUAUCUUAAGCAGGACGUCCUUCUCCUAGGGGGUGUCAUGCAAAAACUGCAAGGGUUAAUUUGGGAUGAGUACGGGGUGGACAUAGAAUGUAAGCUCACCCUUCCAUCAUUUGCAAUGCUCCUCUUUCGUAUGAAGUUCUUGGAUGCCGAUAAAUGGCACAUCUACAAAGCUAGCGGGGACGAAGACACCUUUAUAAGAAGUGGUUACUACGGUGGUCAUGUGGAUAUCUUCAUACCGUUUGGUAAAAACCUAUACUACUACGACCUAAACUCUCUCUAUCCCUUUGUGAUGAGAGAUAGCCCCAUGCCCGUUGGGACUCCUGUCUGGCAUAGUAAUUUGAGUGAGAUGGACUUAGAUAGCAUCUUUGGAUUUCUCGAGGCCGUUGUGAACUGCCCCCGGAAUAUCAAGAGGCCCUUUCUUCCUUUUCGAAAGAGAAAAGAUAGUACUCUGAUCUUCCCGACUGGUAAGUUUAGAGGGGUUUACUUUAGCGAGGAGUUAAAGUAUGCUAGAACCCUGGGGUACACUGUAGUCCCAAUCGAGGGAUACCUCUUUGAGAAGAGCGAGGGAAGCCCUCUUGAAGACUAUGUUAGGUCCCUCUCGGAGAAUAGGAUAAUAGCUAAGCAAAAAGGGAAUACUGCGAUGUCUUAUAUAUAUAAACUUCUUAUGAAUUCUCUCUAUGGAAGAUUCGGUAUAAGUCCAGAAUGCACAACUAGCGAGAUCUGCGACGAUGCUCAACGCAAGUAUUUGGUUGAUAAUUGUGAUAAGUUAUUAUACAGCGAAGCCUUUGACGAAAACCUCUUCAUAGUCGGCUACCGUAUCAAUGCAUACUCGACAAAAGAGAAAUGGCGCCCCUUGCCGAACUCAGCGGUCCAGAUCUCGGCAGCUGUAACUGCCUACGCAAGGAUACUUCUGUACCCCCAUAUCUCGAGAGAUGAUUGUUAUUACACGGACACGGACUCCGUUGUGCUUGGUCAACCACUCCCAUACGAUGAAGGUUCUUCUUCUGAAAUAGGGAAAUUGAAGCUCGAAGACCGAAUCGAGAAAGAGUGGUUUGAGUCCCAGUACGUCGACCCAUCUCGAAAACUCAAUGUAAAUGUGGAUAACAACUUCGCGCUUGAUUGGAGGUCUUUCGCCGUCCAGAAGAAAACUACAACAUACAAGCUCGGGAUUAACCCUGAGGCUAAGAGAGAUUUAAUAUAUGAUGAUAAGGGUUUAUGGGUUGAUACAAGUCCUAUUCAUGUUGAGCUUGAUGAUGAUACAGCCCUAGGUGAUGGUAAAUCUAGACAAAUAGUCCAAGCCUUAAUGGAUAAUAUAAAUGACUUAAUGGAUCAGAUAAAUAAAUUGAAUAGAAAACUAUUGGAUAUAAAAGAAGAAAGAGAGAUGACAAAGCAGGAAGAAGGAAGAGAAAUCACUAAUAAAGGAAGCGGGAUGACAAAGGUUGAAGAAGAAAGAGAGAUUCCAAUGCAGGAAUUCUAA
Molecule: messenger RNA, 1905 nt
Organism: Lycium barbarum (goji berry)
Lineage: Eukaryota; Viridiplantae; Streptophyta; Magnoliopsida; Solanales; Solanaceae
Product: DNA polymerase-like
Exons: 2
Coding region: 1-1905 (634 amino acids)
Biological process (GO): DNA replication
Molecular function (GO): DNA-directed DNA polymerase activity; nucleotide binding; DNA binding
Source: RefSeq, a predicted model, not a curated record